Molecule: messenger RNA, 1335 nt
Organism: Colletotrichum spaethianum
Lineage: Eukaryota; Fungi; Ascomycota; Sordariomycetes; Glomerellales; Glomerellaceae
Product: aspyridones efflux protein apdF
Exons: 2
Coding region: 1-1335 (444 amino acids)
Biological process (GO): transmembrane transport
Cellular component (GO): fungal-type vacuole membrane
Molecular function (GO): transmembrane transporter activity
Source: RefSeq, a predicted model, not a curated record
AUGUCUGUCACCGCCGCUACUCAGCAAAUGCCUCCGGUCUCGGAAUCCGCUCUAGAGCAGCCGAAAGAGAGCGUUACUGCCGCCACUGUCAUUGUGGCUCAGAAUGCUAAAGUCACGACGCAUUCUCCCGACGGUGGCCGUGUGGCUUGGCUGCAAGUCGCGGGCUCAUUCUUUUUGUUCCUCAAUUCGUGGGGAAUAAUUAGUUCCUACGGAGUGUUCCAAACCUACUACCAGGCGAACAUGAAAGGCACAUCUGUCGACGCCAUCGCCUGGAUUGGUUCCAUUCAGUCAUGCCUUCUCCUCUUCAUUGGCUUUCUUGUCGGCCCGCUUUACGAUGCAGGGUACUUCCGGAGCCUAACAUUGACUGGUAUUCUCCUCGUAUUCCUCGGCAUGUCCAUGACAAGCAUCGCAACGCAGUACUGGCAAACGUUGCUUGCUCAGGCUUUCUGCGUCGGUCUUGGCGCUGGCUGCAUCUACAUACCGUCGGUAGCAAUCAUCCCCCAGUACUUCAACAGGCGUCGUGCCCUGGCCACCGGUAUUGUCGCAACGGGCAGCAGCUUCGGUGGCGUCAUCUAUCCGCUAGUCAUACAAAGUCUUCUCCCGCGAGUGGGCUUCCCCUGGGCGACGCGGGUUGUUGCUUUCAUCUCACUCGCCACAAACGCCUUCUCAUUUGCUGUGCUCAGACAACGGAGCGAACCUCAUCCUGAGAAGCGUCGCCGUGCCAUGCUAGACCUUUCCGCAUACCGCAAUAUCUCCUUCGUUGUCUUCUCCGCUUCCAUGUUUUUCAACUUCUUCACAUAUAUGGCACCCAUAUACUACCUGCAACAAUAUUCUCUUACCCAUGGAUUGCCCAAUCGAGGUUCGUCGGGGCUGGCAUAUUAUCUCGUCGCAAUAUUGAAUGCGGGCUCUAUCCUCGGUCGGGUCUUCCCAGCGUGGCUUGCAGGCCGUUACGGGCCAAUCAAUGUUCUUCUUGGUGUAUCCGUCUGCAUCGCCAUGGUCGCGAUGUGCUGGCUUACCGUCCACACUGGUGCCGGAAGUGUGGCGUUUGCCCUCGCCUACGGGUUUGCAUCUGGUGGUCUCGUCUCCCUUCCGCCUACUGUCGUCUCGACUCUAGUGCCUGACCUCCGCCUGCAUGGAACGUGGCUGGGCAUGUUGUCAACGACGAAUGCAUUUGGCUCGCUGGCCGGCCCGCCCAUUGCGGGAGCUUUGCUUGAGGCUACUGGCAGUUACUUGGGUGUCCAACUAUUGUCAGGUCUCGGGAUGACUGCAAUGGCAAUCUUGGUCCUCAUAUUAAGGAUAACCAGGAUAGGAAAAGGUCGGACUUGGACCGUAUAA